CCUCUCGACCAUCCUCCAAUUGUUGCCACUCAAAUUGAAGCGCCCCCCCUCUCUGUAAAUUUAUAUACAUACAAAAAGGUUCGCUUGAGGUUUGCUAUGGCUCCGGAAAUGGUUGGCAAAUCCCCUGCCUUUGGCAAGACCGUGACGGCGUCGCCGAGCAGAGCGUAUGUCACGUUCUUGGCUGGGAACGGAGACUACGUGAAAGGGGUCGUUGGGCUGGCGAAGGGACUUAGGAAGGUGAAGACGUCCUACCCCCUUGUUGUGGCGGUUCUGCCGGACGUCCCGGAGGAGCACCGCCGCAUGCUGGAGGCCCAGGGCUGCAUCGUCAGGGAGAUCGAGCCUGUGUACCCGCCAGAGAACCAGACCCAGUUCGCUAUGGCCUACUACGUCAUCAACUACUCUAAGCUUCGUAUCUGGGAGUUUGUAGAGUACAGCAAGAUGAUAUACCUGGACGGGGAUAUCCAAGUUUUUGAUAACAUUGACCACCUCUUCGACUUGCCGGACGGUUAUUUCUACGCCGUGAUGGACUGCUUCUGCGAGAAAACGUGGAGCCACACUCCGCAGUACAAGAUCGGAUACUGCCAACAGCGGCCGGAGAAGGUGAAGUGGCCGGCGGAGAUGGGUCAGUCCCCAUCUCUCUACUUCAACGCCGGCAUGUUCGUGUUCGAACCCAGCCUCUCCGCCUAUCACAAUCUCUUGGCCACGCUCAAGGCCACGCCGCCUACUCCUUUUGCAGAGCAAGACUUUUUGAACAUGUAUUUCAGGGAUAUCUACAAGCCCAUUCCUCUGAUCUACAACCUGGUUCUGGCAAUGCUGUGGCGGCAUCCGGAGAAUGUAGAGCUUGAUCAAGUGAAAGUUGUGCACUACUGCGCUGCGGGAUCGAAGCCAUGGAGGUAUACAGGGAAGGAAGAGAACAUGCAGAGGGAGGACAUCAAGAUGCUGGUGAAGAAAUGGUGGGACAUCUACAACGACGACUCCUUGGAUUACAAGAAACCUGCUGCAGCUGCUCGUGCGGUGGCCGACGGAGGCGGCCAUGCGACGGUGGAGCCUGUGAAGUUGCAGCCGCUGAUAGCCGCAGCAAUGUCGGAGGCUGGCGCAGCCGUCCAAUAUGUGACCGCCCCUUCAGCGGCUUGACAUUUACUACUACUAACUACUGUUUAGUUUGUCACUUGUACGAGGGAUCAUUCAUGAUCAUGGACGUGUCUGUGUCAAAUCUAUGGUGUCUCGUACGUCUAAAGUACUGCUGGCACUUGUGGGCAUCAAUUAGCCAAUACAUGAGCGAUUCAAUCGUUAUUUAUACUGAA
Diospyros lotus (date-plum) is the source of this 1304-nucleotide messenger RNA. RefSeq names its product galactinol synthase 2. The coding region runs from base 97 to 1134 and encodes 345 amino acids. The record is from RefSeq and is a predicted model, not a curated record. The transcript has 4 exons. Lineage: Eukaryota; Viridiplantae; Streptophyta; Magnoliopsida; Ericales; Ebenaceae. Gene Ontology annotation, molecular function: glycosyltransferase activity.